GGCAUUCGGGCGACGGAGACGAUGGCCCGCAAGAAGCCCCGCUGCGUCGUGUGCGAGAAGAUCGUGCGGGGCAUCACGAUCUGGUGCGACGACUGCAGCUUCCACUUCGCCGUCGACAAGCCGCCCGAGGUCAUCGAGCUCCUCUCGUCCGACGACGACGACGACGACGACGCGCCGAUCGGGGCCCGACCGGCCAAGCCCGCCAAUGCCAAGGCGCGUGCAGCAUCGACCUCGCCAGCGACGCCCACCGAGACGAAUGCCAAGCCGCGUGCAUCUUCCAAACGCCAAGCGCACGCAGCGCCCACCACCAACGCGCCAGCGACGGCGCGUACAAAGCGGCCCAAGACCGAAACGAAGCCGAAGGCUGCAGCACCCGCGCAAGCUGCUGCGACAACAACAUCGAACCGAAUACCAGAGAACGCGUCUGCGCACGACGAUGCCAAGCCGGUUGCAGUCGCAACACCCUGCCCGCCCUCCGAAUCCAGCCCACCUCCAGCGCCUGCCGAUCCGACGCCCGCAUCGAGCGCGCAACCUGCACCUGCGGCUCCAGCACAUGUCCGCCGUCACAUAGCCGAGACAAAGCCAACACUUGCCACCAAGCCGGGGACGCCGAUAAAAGCGGCUGCGGCGCCCCCUAGGUCGACCGCGAUUCGAGUGUCGAUGCCAGGUCAGUCGAUCGUGCCGGCGCCGCUCCUCGCAGCCAACUUGCCGUUAAAUAUGCUGUCUCCUCGCCUCGCGCGGCUGUCGACGCCUCCUGCCAUGGCGCCGCCUGCGCUACGACGCGAUCCGCUGCCCAAGCUCGAGGCGACAGAGAAAGUCCAUUUGCACAACCGUCGCGCUGCGGGCAGCGGGGCGCCAGAAGUCGCCCAAGCGCACUCCACCGAGUAUACCUCGCCCAAGCCCGAGAUGGCAACACCGACAACACCGACCAUCAAGCCGGGCAAGCGCAAACGACACAUUCGAGACGACGCCAACGAUGCUCCUCGACCGCCGCCGACCAGUAUCAUCAAGCACGAGGACGCGAGCUGCGCAUCAGACAACAUGCCAUCGGCUCCUACGCCGCUCCCGCCACCGCCUUCCCUGGGUGCGUGCCACCCGAAUUGGACGCUUCUCAUGCAGGCAUGGACAAUCCUGGACAGCGACGGCUUCCCGCCGGGGGCGCGCCGCCGCGGGCUGCUCCAAGCCCGUCGCGCCAAGCGCAGUGCCAUGCCACCCAUAGAAACAACCGCACUGAAUAGCACUACCAUGUAAUCUCACGUCAUUAUUGUCCA
Molecule: messenger RNA, 1271 nt
Organism: Saprolegnia parasitica CBS 223.65
Lineage: Eukaryota; Oomycota; Saprolegniomycetes; Saprolegniales; Saprolegniaceae
Exons: 1
Coding region: 22-1251 (409 amino acids)
Source: RefSeq, a predicted model, not a curated record